Messenger RNA from Aaosphaeria arxii CBS 175.79, 910 nucleotides. RefSeq lists its product as uncharacterized. The record is from RefSeq and is a predicted model, not a curated record. The transcript has 2 exons. Lineage: Eukaryota; Fungi; Ascomycota; Dothideomycetes; Pleosporales. The coding region runs from base 33 to 875 and encodes 280 amino acids.
GGCGACACUUUCAACACAGAACAGACGUUGUCAUGGUACAGAAAAGGAAUUUGUUGUUAGCUUUCGAUGCUUUUGGCACUUUGUUUGCUCCUAAGAAGCCAAUACCUGAGCAAUAUGGCUAUUUUGCUGCUCUCCACGGCAUAGAAGAAAGUCAAUGGAAGACGCAUAGGGACAUCAUGAUGUCCUUCGGGAAAGCAUUCAAGGACGAGUCUCGGAAGAAUCCAAACUAUGGCCGUGCUACUGGUCUGGGGGCAGAGAAGUGGUGGGCCAAUGUUAUCACCAAAACCUUCGAUCCAUUCCUGAAACCCGGGCAACAAGUCCCACAGGCAUUGGUAACUGACCUCCUCACACAAUUCUCUACAGAUCGGGGUUAUAGUCUCUUUCCAGACGUGAUUCCAUUCUUUCAGAUGCUUCGUAAUUGUAAAUCUCGGCCGCUUGAGAGGUGGAAAUGGGAUAGGACUGUAGUUGGAAUUGUGACCAAUUCAGACGAUCGGGUGCCCGGCAUUCUUCAAUCCUUUGGUUUAGAAGUUGGGAAUCGGCGUUUCGAUAUCGCAGAACGUGUUAUUGCAAAUAGCCAGGAGGACAUCGAUUUCGUCAUCCUAAGCUAUGAUGUUGGGUACGAAAAACCUGACCGUCCGAUAUUCGAUGCUGCUGUCGAGUCUUUAAAGCAGAUGCUAGCCAAAGAGAGCCAAGGUCAAUCAAUCGAAGAUUUCGAGAAAUUAUACGUAGGUGACGAGUACGAGAAAGAUUACGUGGGCGCGAAAAAUGCUGGGUGGAAUGCUAUUCGACUUGACCGAAACCUCCCAGAAAGCGAUGCACGCUCAAUCAACGACCUCAGCCACUUGGAGCAGUGGACACCUAUGAAAAAAAUCUAAAGAAAGUUGAUAUCAUAAUGCAAGACGACAACCAU